This is a messenger RNA of Guillardia theta CCMP2712, 2620 nucleotides long. RefSeq lists its product as hypothetical. NCBI's taxonomy places the organism in Eukaryota, Cryptophyceae, Pyrenomonadales, Geminigeraceae. The record is from RefSeq and is a predicted model, not a curated record. Gene Ontology annotation, molecular function: protein binding. The transcript has a single exon. The coding region runs from base 1 to 2538 and encodes 845 amino acids.
AUGAGUGCGCUCGCAGAACUGUUUCCGUUGGCUGCGAUGCGGGAGGAGGCGGCGGCGGUGCGGCUGCAGGGGGCGUACAGGGGGAGGCUGGGGAGGCGAAAGCUAUGGCGGAAGAGGAAGCUACACACUCACCAGCUCGAGACCAAAGCCGCCAUCAUCAUUCAAUGCGCCAUCAGAGUUCACCUGGCAUGGAAGCGAGCACGGAGGCAACGAGCGCUUGGUAGCUACCUCAAGUUCAUCAGCAACCUCCGCCCUUCCCUUGUGGGCAUGAGCACAGAGAGCGUUGAAGCCUUUGCUGCGGUGAAGAUGCAAGCAGCUUGGAGGCGACGAAAGGCUUGCAUGUUCUCUAAGAAGAUGAAGGGGGCGAGGGCGUAUUAUCAGCGACUGCGAAGUAAAAAUGACGGUCGGACGUUCACGUUGGAAGAGGUCAACGAUUUGGCAGCGACCAAGAUGCAGGCGUUAUGGAAAGGAAACAAUGCUAGGAGAAUGAGAGCGCAGCUUGCAAGAGAGAAGGAGAAGCUGAGGACUACGCUCGCUGUGAUCAAGAUGCAAAAGUUUGCGAGGGGUUGGUUAGCAAGGAAGCACGCCAAACAGAAGAAGGACGAGCAGAAGAUGCGGCGAUUGGGGAACUUCUUCAAGAACGCUUGCUUUCUCAAGUGCUGGAUGACGUGGGCGAAGUUCACGGACGAGGGGAUUCACUUCAAGGUGGUGGUCGGACGGACGUUGGGUCGGUGGUUGAACAUGGGGCUUGUGCGAUGCUUCAACGCGAUGGUGGAAUACGCCAAGAGGAAGACAAGCAAGAGACAGAAGGUGCACAACGCGGCUCUGAUGAUGGCGAAGCGAGAGAUGGGCCCUCGUGAUCGCAUGUGGGAGUUUUGGGCUGACUACAUGGACGACCUGAGAGAGCUGUGGGGGAAGGUGAAGGAGAAGUGCAACAGUUUCUUGCAUCUGCUGGCGGGAAACUUCGUGAAGUUGGCGUUUGCUGAGUGGGAGAGGCUGAAGAGUGAGAACCAGAAGGCCAAGAGGAGGAGGACUCACUACAGGCAGUACACCACCUGGAAGGCUUGGAAGCAAAUCGUCGCUGAGUUUCAAGGGCUGAAGAACGUGCACAAGCGGUUGAAGCAGCGGUGGACGGAGGUGACGAUGAGGCACUAUCUGCACGAGCUGGCUGGAAACAUCGACGAGCUGCUCUACAACCGCUCGCUGGUCGGCGACGCCAUCCUGGUAUGGCAGAACAAGACCGUCAUCCACGCCUUCCGUGCCCUCGACGAGCACGCGCAAGAGCAAAUCCACUACAGGAAGACGGUCGAGCGCUUCCGCAUGCGGUACCAGCUGCGAGGAGCGAUGCCGCUGAUUCGAGGAUGGCAAGAAUUCGUGCAGAUGAAGCAGGAGAGGAAGGCGACGGUCAGACAAGCGUUGCUGGCGCUAUACAGGAAGCUUGUGCAGUCCUUGUGGAACUUGUGGAAGAACAUCAUCCGAGACAGAAAGCUGGCAGAACGUGAGAUGGCAGCAAAAGGCAGUCGAACGCUCCUGAGAAUCGCCAAGAGGCCGAUGGUGAAAUGCUUCGAGGGUUGGAAGAAGACGUACGAAGAGAACAAGAGGAAUCGCGAGAUCUUCUCCCACAUCUCCUACCGCUGGAAGAACGCCAACGUUGUCCUGACCUUCAACAACUGGGUGACGCUGGUGGACAUGGAGGUGGAGCAGCGAGAAGAAGCGCUGCGGGAGGCUGUGAUCCAAGCCAUGCAGGAGGGCAACUUGGGGACGCUGCUGAUGACGGCGAAGAGGCAGAAGAACAAGUACAGAAGAGCGACCCUAGAGGAGGUGACGAGGAGGGUGUUGGAAGAGGAGCAGACGCAACUCGCAACGGUUGACGCCCACAACGCUCGCGCGUUGCAAAGUCAACGACCUGAGGUAUCCAAACGUGCCAAGAAGCAGAGCGUGAAGAAGAGCUCCCAGCUCAAGCCCAGCCACCCCUGGGCCUCCUCCUACGUCCCCCAGCAGGAGAACGUCCAGCUGCAGCAUCAGGCCGUCAGGGCUCGCGAGGGAGGGAGCAAGAUCGCUCAGAUCCUUCCCCCCUACCUCAAGCACGAGGAGCUCGGUAAGCUCAAGCUGCGCCCUGCCAGCAGCGACCCUCCGGUUCACAAGGUGAGCUACGCGCUAGAGGAGGAGGAGCGGGGGAUGUCGCGAUGGGAGGACGGAGUGGAGCAAGCGCUUGCUGCGACGAUGCCGACUCGGUUCACCGCGAGCAGGACGAUGAGUCCGAACGAGCUCUCCUCCUUCCCGCUGCUAGGGUACGAAGCGGCGCUGCCGAACCGAUCGAGCGAGGCCGUGAAGGUGAACCUGGACAAGUUCGAGUCGCUGGCGAGGAGAAACACGCGCGGACUGUUCCCUCCCAUCAAGCCUGAGCUCGCGUGGCCCUCGGGCGACACGGAGGACGCGAGGGCCAACAACUUGGAGAGCACGAGGAUGAGCAGCAGCUUCUCGCUGCCUCCCGUGACGCCCGUGGCAGUGAGCAUGCCGGAGAUGAUAGAGGACUGAAGGGGAGGAAGGGGGAGGUGAACGAGGGGGGGGAGGAGUUCUGGUGUACAUAGAGCAACAUAAAGAAACAUGAUUCACUCUC